CCCUUUUGAUCAAGUCGUGGGCCAAGGAACCCGGUUAGAGGAGAGCCAAGAGCAUCCCAGAACACCCCCUCCAGUCCCUGCAGCUCCUCCAUCUGCACAGUGGAGCUGGACGGACCAGCCAGAAUGUGGAGAGCGGUGCCACUCCAACUCUUUCUCCUAUUAUUUUGCUGGCUUACUUUGCAUCAAUCACAAGGAUGUGAACUUGGGCAGUUCCGUUGUGGGACAGGCCGAUGCAUCCCGUGGGACUGGCACUGCGACGGGACAUCCGACUGUCCGGAUGACACUGAUGAACAAGAAUGCCCUCAGAUAACAUGUGAUGACAGUCACUUCCAGUGUUUAAGUGACGGAGAGUGUAUCCCAGAAGUAUGGGUGUGCGAUGAUGAAGAGGACUGUGAAGAUGGUUCAGACGAGAGGCAAAACUGUCCUGGGAGAACGUGCACUAGUGGACAGUUCAGCUGUAGUAAUGGGGCAUGCAUACCAGCUGAGUACCGAUGCGACCAUCUGUCUGAUUGCACCGACGGUUCUGACGAGAGAAAUUGCAAUUACUCAGAGUGCGCAGAGCUUAGAUGUGCUAAUGGUGCCUGCUACAACCGGACCCAGAGAUGUGACCACAUACUUGAUUGUCGAGAUGGUUCUGAUGAAGCAAAUUGCACACAGCACUGCAGUACAGGCCUGUUUCCGUGUCAUAAUGGAAUGUGUGUCCCUCAACGUUAUAUUUGUGACCAUGACGAUGACUGUGGUGAUCGAAGUGAUGAACUCAACUGCACAUAUCCUCCAUGCAGGGGCAAUUACUUUACAUGCCCCAGUGGUCGCUGUAUUCAUCAAGUAUGGCUUUGUGAUGGAGAAGACGAUUGUGAGGACAAUGCAGAUGAAAAAGGAUGUGAAAACGCACAUCACGAAUGUUACCCAGGACAGUGGGCAUGCCCGUCUACUGGUGUGUGUAUCCCCAUGGAUCAGCUGUGUGAUGGGACACCUCACUGCUCUGAAGGAGAGGACGAAACCAACGCCACUGCAGGAAGAAAUUGCAGUGUCUGGAGAUGUUCUUCUCUGAGUUGUGAGCAUCGCUGUCAUCCUUCCCCUGUUGGAGGAACCUGUACCUGUCCUUCAGGAUACAUAGUCAACAGCAAUGACAGUCGCUCAUGUAAAGAUUUUGAUGACUGCUCAAUGUGGGGAGUGUGCGACCAGCUCUGCGAGGACCGUAUUGGUUCCCAUCGCUGUAGCUGCAGCGAGGGUUAUAUCCUGGAACAGCAUCGAUUCUGUCGAGCCGACACCUCGUAUGGAGUUCCUUUAUUAGUCUUUUCCAAUGGCCGAGACCUGCUAAUUGGUAACACCCAUGGCAACAGCCUGCGUACUUUGGUACAAUCCCAGAACAGAGGGGUUGCAGCAGGAGUGGACUUUCAUUAUGAUCGCCAUAAGAUUUUCUGGACUGACACUAUACAGAAUAAGGUGUUUUCUGUGGACAUGGACGGGUCCAAUAUGCAGGUGGUUUUAAAUGUAUCAGUUGACUACCCCGAGAACCUGGCUGUGGAUUGGGUGAACAAUAAACUGUAUGUGGUGGAGGCCAGUGUCAACAGGAUCGACAUGGUGGACUUGGAUGGAAGUAACCGGGUCACGCUCAUCACCGAGAACUUGGGUAACCCUAGAGGACUGGCGGUGGACCCCACUGUUGGCUAUAUGUUCUUCUCAGAUUGGGAGGCUGUUAAUGGACAACCCGGACUUGAACGGGCCUACAUGGAUGGAACUAACCGUUAUGGGAUCAUCAGAAGUAAACUCGGUUGGCCAGCUGGCAUCACACUAGAUAUCGAGGCCCAGCGCAUUUACUGGGUUGACAGUCGCUAUGACUACAUUGAAACCGCAACGUAUGAUGGUCUUCAUAGGAAAACUGUUGUCCAUGGAGGUGCUGUGGUACCCCACCCAUUUGGGAUUAGUUUAUUUGAGCACAAUGUGUAUUUCACUGACUGGACAAAGAUGGCCGUCAUGAAAGUCAACAAGUUUACAGACACAAGCCCUCAGAUUGUAUAUGCUACAUCGCAGACCCCACAUGGAGUGGCAGUAAUACAUCAUCUCAAGCAGCCACAUGUGACUAAUCCUUGCAGUGAAAACAGAGGUGGCUGUGAUCAGAUCUGCGUUUUGAGUCACAGGAGUGACAACGGAGGGUUGGGCUACCGUUGCAAGUGUCGCUUAGGCUAUGACCUCCACACGGAUGGCAAGAAAUGUCUGGCCGUGAGGCAAUUUCUCCUCUUUUCCAGUCAGUUGGCUGUUAGAGGGAUACCUUUCAACCUCUCAUCUCAGGAAGACAUCAUUCUGCCUAUCACUGGAUCACCAUCCUACUUUGUUGGGGUGGACUUUAGUGCUGAGGAUGAUGCCAUCUUCUUCUCAGACACAGCUAAAGAUAUUAUUUACAAACAGAAAGUGGAUGGGACUGGCAGGGAGGUGCUGGCUGCCAACAGAGUGGACAGUGUGGAGGACCUGGCUUACGACUGGAUUUCUAAAAAUCUCUACUGGACUGACCCGCGAUACAGGAGCAUAUCUGUCAUGAAGGUUACUGAUAAGUCUAGGCGGGCUAUCAUACAGAACCUCAACAACCCGAGGGCCAUCGUGGUCCAUCCUCUCGUCGGAUAUAUUUUUUGGACUGACUGGUACCGCCCAGCAAAGAUUAUGAGAGCUUGGGGCGAUGGGUCACAUGCCCUUUCUAUUGUAAACACUACUCUUGGCUGGCCUAAUGGUCUCGCUAUUGACUGGAGCUCCAUGCGUUUAUAUUGGGUGGAUGCCUUCUUUGACAAAAUAGAGCACAGCAAUUUUGACGGACAUAACAGGCUUUCUUUGGACCGCAUUACUCAGAUGUCCCAUCCUUUUGGCCUCACCAUUUUUGAAGGUUAUGCAUAUUACACUGACUGGCGCCUGGGUGGUAUUGUCCGCGUCCGCAAGACCGAUGGUGGAGAAAUGGUGGUUAUCCGAAGAGGGAUCAGCCACAUCAUGCAUGUCAAAUCUUUCAACUCCAACAUACAGAUUGGCUCGAACCCCUGCAACAGGCCGACAAAUCCAAAUGGAGACUGCAGCCACUUUUGCUUCCCAGCACCCAUUUCUCAGAGGGUGUGUGGGUGUCCCUACGGCAUGAAGCUGUCCCUUAACCAGCAGACAUGUGCAGAGGACCCUUCCAGUGAGCCCCCAACCCUGCAAUGCGGCGCUAACUCCUUCUCCUGUGGAAACGGCAAAUGUGUCCCUAACACGUAUCGAUGUGAUGGUGUUGAUGACUGCCAUGACAACAGCGAUGAGACGAAUUGUGGCAUCAACAACACCACUUGCGCCCCUUCUGCAUUCACCUGCGCUAAUCGGCGUUGUGUGCCAGCCUCAUGGCGUUGUGAUGGCCACAACGACUGUCUGGAUGACAGCGACGAGGCUGACUGUCCGACACACGUUCCUGGAACCUGCCCGGCCAAUCAGUUUUUGUGCUCCAACCACCGCUGCAUCCCGCUAACAUGGCGCUGUGACACAGAUAACGACUGUGGUGACAGUUCAGAUGAGGCUGACUGUCAUCUGAGUAGCACAUGCCAUCCAGACCAAUUUCAGUGUCCAGACCACCGUUGCAUAGCCCCCAGCUAUGUCUGUGAUGGUGAUCGGGACUGUGUGGAUGGCGCAGAUGAGCAAGGAUGCAUCUACAACUGCACUGUGACUGAGUUCAAGUGCUCCCGCAGUCACCAGUGCAUUAACUCCUUCUACCGAUGUGAUGGUGUCUUUGACUGCACCGAUCGCUCAGAUGAGCAAGGAUGCCCCACAAGGCCCCCAGGCAUGUGCCAUCACGAGAGCGAGUUCCAGUGCCAGUCAGACGGCAGCUGUGUCCCAUCCACCUGGGAAUGUGAUGGUCACGCGGACUGCGAGGACGGCAGCGACGAGCACCACGCCUGCCCGCCUCGCACCUGCCCUUCGGCACUCUACCGUUGUGAUAACGGCAACUGCGUAUUGCGCAGCUGGCUGUGCGACGGCGACAACGACUGCAGAGACAUGAGCGAUGAGCGCAAUUGUCCCACACCGCCUUUCCGAUGCCCGAGCUGGCAGUGGCAGUGUCCCGGCUACAGUAUGUGCAUCAACCUCACAGCAGUGUGUGACAACUCUCCUGAUUGUCCUAAUGGUGCAGACGAAUCUCCACUCUGCAAUCAAGAAAGCUGCUCAGACAACAAUGCUGGAUGCACGCAUGGUUGUAUCCAAGGGCCCUUUGGCGCCCAGUGCACUUGCCCUAUGGGCUAUCAACUUAGUAAUGAUUCCAAAACCUGUGAGGAUAUAGACGAAUGUCAUUCUCCUGGACUAUGUAGCCAGCAUUGUUUUAACGAAAGAGGUUCUUUCCGCUGCCACUGCCACGACGGUUACACCCUCGAAGAAGAUCAGCGGACCUGCAAGGCCUCAGAUUCUCGUCAAGCCUUCUUGUUGGUAGCCAGUCGAAAUCACAUAGUCCAAGAUGACAUCACUACGCAGCCCAAUGUGGUGCAUUCGCUGAUCCGGGAUGGACGCAACAUCGUGGCCCUUGACUUUGACUCUGUCACUGACCGUGUGUACUGGUCAGACACGAGCCAGGACAGGAUCUGGAGUGCUCAUAAAAAUGGCAGUGAUAGAACUGUGAUAUUUGACAGUGGAGUGACGGUAACCGAGAGCCUCGCUGUGGAUUGGGUGGGCAGGAACCUCUACUGGAGUGAUUACGUUUUGGAGACAAUUGAGGUUUCCAGACUAGAUGGUACUCACCGGACGGUGUUGGUCAGCGAAAACAUCACCAACCCUAGAGGGCUGGUGUUGGACCCAAGAGACAGUGCUCACCUGAUGUUUUGGACUGACUGGGGGAAGAACCCCCACAUUGAAAGAGCCAGCAUGGAUGGGAAAAUGAGAACCAUUAUCAUAAGCAACAAACUGUACUGGCCCAACGGUCUUACUAUAGAUUAUCCCAACAACUUGCUGUACUUUGCCGAUGCGUAUUUGGAUUUCAUUGACUACUGCGAUUAUAAUGGCAAAAAUAGAAAACAAGUCCUGGCCAGUGACCUGGUUCUUCAACAUCCUCACGCAAUUACCAUUUUUGAGGAUUUUGUGUAUUGGACUGACAGAUAUAUCAAUCGCGUGAUGCGAGCCCAUAAGUGGCAUGGGGCGAACCAGACCGUGAUGCUGUUCAACCUUCCUCAGCCCAUGGGUCUUGUGGCAGUGCAUCCAGCUCGGCAGCCAGCAGGAAACAAUCACUGCUUCCAGAACCCAUGCACUCACAUUUGCCUGCUCUCAGCCAUUGGACCAAGGUUCUACUCAUGUGCAUGCCCCUCUGGGUGGAUUCUGGCUGAGGACCAAGUCACGUGUACCAGAAUUGAGGAUCCUUUCUUGGUGGUGGUGAGAGAUAGCAUUAUUUACGGAAUUUCCUUGAACCCGAAUGACAAAAGCAAUGAUGCUAUGGUGCCUGUGGCUGGGCUUCAGAAUGGCUACGAUGUUGACUUUGACGACAGUGAACAGACCCUUUACUGGGUUGAGCAUCCAGGUGAGAUCCACAGAGUGAAAUCAGAUGGAACCAAUAGGACAGAGUUUGCUCCGGCAGCCAUUCUAGGAUCCCCUGUGGGUCUGGCCCUGGACUGGAUAACUGAAAACCUCUAUUAUACUAAUCCGUCAACACAGUCUAUUGAGGUUUUGAGGCUGAAAGCGAUGUUACAGUACAAGAAAACUCUCAUCACUAAUAAUGGCUCUCCAACUGGCGCUGGCAGUCCUAUCGGCAUUGCUGUCGACCCGGCACGUGGCAAAUUAUACUGGACUGAUCAAGGGACGGAGAGUGGAAUCCCUGCCAAGGUGGCAUCUGCGGACAUGGAUGGCUUGAACCCUGUGACGCUAUUCACCAAUAAUCUGGACCACAUAGAGUUCAUUACUGUGGACAUCCAAGAGAACAAACUAUAUUGGGCUGUGGCAAGCAGUGGCAUGAUUGAACGUGGAGAUCCAGAUGGGACUAACCGCGUCACCAUCGUGUCAGGUCUUGCUCACCCCUGUGGUGUCGCCAUCUAUCAAAACUUCCUGUACUUCACCGACCGUGACUUUGAGGUCAUAGAGCGCGUGGACAAGAACACAGGCUCUGACAGGGUCGUGCUACGGAACAACGUGCCAGGACUCCGAGUUUUGAAAGUCCAUUAUCGAGAUACCCAAGCAGGCACAACCAACGGCUGUACCAACAACAUAUCUGCAUGCGAGCAUCUGUGCCUACCUCGCCCGCAGGGUCUCUUCACAUGUGCCUGCGCCACAGGCUUUAAACUCAAUACUGACAAUACAACCUGCGUCCCUUAUGAGUCCUUCGUUGUCAUCUCAACAUUAUCCGCUAUUAAGGGCUUCAGUCUUGAAGCAGGAGACCACUCAGAAGCUAUGGUGCCAGUGGCUGGAAGAGGCCGUAAUGCUUUACACAUCGAUGUGCACAUGGCAUCUGGUUACAUCUACUGGUGUGACUUCAGCAGCACUGUUACAGCACAGAACGGGGUCAGAAGGAUCAAGACAGAUGGCUCUGGAUUCCGUAGUGUAGUGACAACUGGAAUAGGACGCAAUGGGAUCCGUGGCAUCGCUGUGGACUGGGCUGCAGGGAAUCUUUAUUUCACCAAUGCCUUCCUGGUGGAGACAUACAUUGAAGUUCUUCGUCUGAACAGUACUUUCCGAAGAGUACUGCUUAAAACCCAGGCGGACAUGCCACGCCACAUUGUAGUGGACCCCAGAAAUAGAUACUUAUUCUGGGCUGACUACGGCCAGAACCCUAAAAUUGAACGGGCGCUCCUGGAUGGAACAAACCGCACAAUUUUAGUGUCAUCAGGAAUAAUCACUCCUCGAGGUCUUGCUCUAGACCAAGAAACAGGCUAUGUCUACUGGGUAGACGACUCUCUUGAUAUGAUUGCCCGUGUCAGCCCCACAGGAGGGGAAACGGAAGUUGUGCGGUAUGGUAGUCGCUACCCAACUCCUUACGGGAUCACGGUGUUUGAAGGCAGUAUCAUUUGGGUGGACAGAAACCUCAAGAAAGUGUUCCAAGCUAGCAAGGAGCCCGGCAGCACAGAGCAACCUGUCGUCAUAAGAGACAACAUAAACAUGCUAAGAGAUGUUACUAUUUUUGAUCAGCACACACAGCCCUCUACAGCCCAAGAACUUAACAAUAAUCCCUGUGUGGAGGCCAACGGAGGCUGUGCUCACUUUUGCUUUGCUCUGCCAGCCACUGAUUUUGGCAACACAUCCAGGAAAUGCGCUUGUGCGUUUGGGAAUCUUGCAGCAGAUAAUGAGAACUGUGUGGUGUCAAGGGAUGACUAUCUUAUCUACACUACCGAGAGUACAGUGCGCAGUUUACGCCUGGAUCCAGAAGACCACGCUGUGCCUUUCCCUGUGGUCAAUGUGCCACGUACUUCUGUGGCAUUGGAUUUUGACCUGACUGACCGAAGAAUCUACUUCACUCAGAGCUCAGGGGCGGGAGCCAGCAAAAUCAGUUACAUCAGCCUCUCUUCUCCGACUUCACCUCCAGUGAUGGUGGCUUCAGAUCUAGGGGCCCCUGAUGGCAUUGCAUAUGACUGGAUAAAUAAAAGGAUUUACUACAGUGACUAUGCUAACCAAAGCAUCAGCUCCAUGUCUGUGAAUGGAUCUCAGAGAACUAUCAUUGCCCACGUGCCCAGGCCGAGGGCCAUCAUAUUAGAUCCUUGCAGGGGAUACAUGUAUUGGACAGACUGGGGAACCCAUGCAAAGAUCGAGCGUGCUACCUUGGGUGGGAACUUCCGAAAAGAGAUUGUGAACAGCAGUCUUGUGUGGCCCAAUGGAUUGAGUUUAGACUAUGAAGAGGAGCGGCUGUAUUGGGCUGAUGCCAGCUUACAGAAGAUUGAGCGAUCCUCUCUGACCGGAUCAAACCGUGAGGUCAUCGUCAGCACAGCCAUCUACCCCUUUGCAAUGGCAAUGUUUGGGCAGUUUAUUUACUGGACUGACUGGAACACACGUAGCAUCUACCGUGCUAACAAACACGACGGCUCUGACCAAACGGUAAUGAUUCAGAAUCUUCCUUCUCGGCCAAUGGAUAUCCAUGUUUUGGCUGUUGGGAAGCAGCAGCAGUGUUUCAGUCCUUGCGAACAGUUUAACGGAGGCUGCAGCCAUAUAUGUACACCAGGACCCAACGGAGCAGAGUGUCACUGUCCAUCAGAGGGCCAAUGGUAUCUCACUGACAAUAAGCACUGCAUUCUUGACAACGGGACUCGUUGCCAGCCGGGUCAGUUUACCUGCCUGAAUGGCCGUUGCAUUCGUGCGCAGUGGAAGUGUGACAAUGACAAUGACUGUGGGGAUGGCAGUGAUGAGCUGGAGAGAGUUUGCGCCUUCCACACAUGUGAUCCUACCGUGUUUACCUGCGGGAACGGGCGAUGUGUGCCAUACCACUACCGUUGCGACCACUACGACGACUGCGGUGACAACAGUGAUGAGGCCGCUUGUCUCUUCAGGCAGUGUGACCCCAACACAGAGUUUGCCUGCAACAAUGGCCGCUGUAUCGCCAAGGAUUAUGUUUGCAACGGCAUUAAUAAUUGCUAUGACAAUGGCACAUCAGAUGAGAAAAACUGCCCCGAGAGAACCUGCCAGCCAGAACACACCAAGUGUCAGUCGACCAACAUCUGCAUCCCACGUUCGUACCUGUGUGAUGGAGACAACGAUUGCGGAGAUAUGAGUGACGAGAGCCCGACGCACUGUGCUACAUCGACAUGUUCCCAGAGCGAGUUCCGUUGUUCCAGCGGUCGUUGCAUACCCGCCCAUUGGUACUGUGACGGAGGGGCGGAUUGUGCCAAUGGCUCUGAUGAACCCCUCUCCUGCACAACCUUGGCCAGGACCUGCAAUUCAGAUCAGUUCCGUUGUGAUGAUGGCAGGUGCAUCGCUUCCUCCUGGAUCUGUGAUGGAGACAACGACUGUGGUGACAUGAGCGAUGAAGACCAAAGGCACAACUGCGCCAACCGCACAUGUUCGAGCACAGAGUUCACCUGUGCGAACAACCAACCGCCACAGCGCAAGUGCAUUCCUCAAGACUGGGUGUGUGACGGUGACGCAGACUGCACAGAUGCGCUGGAUGAGCAUCAGAACUGCACGCGGAAAUCUUGUGGUGUCAAUGAGUUCACCUGUAGCAACGGCCUCUGCAUACGUAGCACCUACAGGUGUGACAGACGCAAUGACUGCGGCGACAGCAGUGAUGAACAAGGUUGCACUUACCAGCCGUGCCAGCAACAACAGUUCACCUGUCAGAACGGUCGAUGCGUGUCGCACGACUUUGUCUGCGACGGGGACAACGACUGUGGCGACGAGUCCGAUGAGCUCGAGCACAUGUGCCACGCUCCCCCACCCACGUGUCCCCCUGGCGAGUUCAAAUGCGACAAUGGACACUGCAUCCCUCUGAGCCAGGUGUGUAACCGGGAUGACAACUGCUCCGACAACAGUGACGAGAAAGGAUGCGGUAUCAAUGAGUGCACAGACCCAUCUGUCCAUCGCUGCGAUCACAACUGCUCAGACACAGCCACAAGCUUCAUCUGCACCUGCCGCCCCGGCUACCGCCUCAUGUCUGACGGCACAACUUGCGACGAUGUAAACGAGUGCGUGGAGACGCCGAGCGUGUGCAGCCAGCUUUGCGAGAACACGGUGGGCUCGUACGUCUGCAAGUGCGCGCCAGGUUUCCUCCGAGAGCCAGACGGACGUAGAUGUCGCCAGAACAGCAAUAUUUCGCCUUACCUCAUCUUCAGCAACCGCUACUACCUCAGGAACCUGUCCAUGGACGGGCAGGCCUAUUCGCUGAUACUCCAGGGCCUUACCAGUGUGGUGGCAUUAGAUUUUGACCGCGUGGAAAAGCGGUUCUAUUGGAUUGACGUGAGCCGCAGAGUGAUCGAGAGGAUGGCCUUCAAUGGCAGCAACAGGGAAGUAGUGGUCAAUGGAGUUCUGCACGGCGAGGGCCUUGCCAUCGACUGGAUCGCAAGGAAACUCUACUGGGUUGAUAGCUUCAUGGAUUGCCUUAAGGUGUCCGAAUUGGACGGACGUUUUGAGAAAAAACUGGCUGAACACUGUGCCGACUCUAACAACACUUAUUGCUUUGAGAACCCCAGGGCUAUUGUCUUGCAUCCCAAACAUGGAUAUGUUUACUGGACCGACUGGGGUGACAAAGCCUUCAUAGGCCGAGUUGGAAUGGACGGAACCAACAAAGAGGCAAUCAUCACCACUAAGAUAGAGUGGCCUAACGGCCUUACUAUAGACUACACGAAUGACAAGCUGUACUGGUCUGAUGCACAUUUAAACUACAUCGAGUACUCCGACCUAGACGGUCACCACAGGCACACGGUGUACGACGGAGUUUUGCCUCAUCCCUUUGCUGUGACCUUGUUCGAGGACACGGUUUAUUGGACGGACUGGAACACAAGAACGGUGGAAAAGGGCAACAAAUACGACGGUUCUGCUCGCCAAAUCCUGGUCAACACCACACACAGACCGUUUGAUAUUCACAUUUGCCAUCCCUAUAGACAGCCCAUCGUAAACAAUCCCUGCGCUGUGAACAAUGGAGGCUGCUCUCACCUGUGCCUCAUCCGUCACGGAGGGCGGGAACACACCUGCGAGUGCCCUGACCAUUUCCUGGCAAUGCAAAUAGGAGGAGUGACAAGAUGCCUUCCUAUGUGCACCAGCACGCAGUACAGAUGCGCCAACAAUGAACGUUGUAUCCCGAUCUGGUGGAAAUGUGACGGUCAAAGAGACUGCAGAGACGGCUCGGAUGAACCCACCACCUGCCCCUCACGCCACUGUAGGCUCGGACAGUUUCAAUGCAAUGACGCCAACUGCACCAGUCCGCACUUCCUGUGCAACGGCAAGCAGGACUGCCACAAUGGCGCCGAUGAAGAUCCUGUGUUGUGUGCGACGCACCAGUGUGAACCUUACCAGUGGCAGUGUACAAAUAAGCAGUGCAUCCCUGAGUCAUGGCAGUGUGACGGCGAGGAUGACUGCGGCGACCGUUCUGAUGAAGAUCCUUCCCAUUGUUCCACAAGGACUUGCCGUCCUGGACAGUUCAGAUGCCGCAACGGACGCUGCAUUCCCCAAAAUUGGAAGUGUGACACAGAUGACGACUGUGGGGACAACUCUGAUGAGCCUCUUGAUGAGUGCAUGGGACCAGCGUAUCGAUGUGACAACCACACCGAGUUCGACUGCAAGACCAACUACCGAUGUGUGCCUCUCUGGUCUGUUUGCAAUGGUCACGACGAUUGUAGAGACAACAGCGACGAACAGGGCUGUGAUGAGGUGACCUGCGACACCAGCGGAGACUUUAAGUGUGACAACCAUCGUUGCAUCCCGCUAAGAUGGCGCUGUGACGGUGAUGAUGACUGCGGAGACGAUUCAGAUGAACGCAGCUGCACUCCACGCGCGUGCACCGAGAGCGAGUUCCGCUGCAAUAAUCUGCACUGCAUUCCCGACCGUUGGGUCUGUGACCAUGACAACGACUGUGAAGACAACUCGGAUGAAAGGGACUGUGAGCUACGGACGUGCCAUCCUGGUUAUUUCCAAUGUGGAAGUGGACACUGUAUCGCCGAUCGCUUCAAAUGUGACGGCAACGCCGACUGCGUGGACUAUACGGAUGAGUCGUCAUGUCCGCCGCGCUUUCCAAAUGGCACCUAUUGCCCCCACUUUAUGUUUGAGUGCAAGAACCACGUCUGCGUCCAGCCUCACUGGAAGUGCGACGGGGACGACGACUGUGGGGAUAAUACUGACGAGGAGCUUCACCUCUGCUUGACCGUCCAGUGUGAGACACCGUUCCGUUUCCGCUGUGACAACAACCGUUGCAUCUACAGCCACGAACUGUGCAACUCUGUGGAUGAUUGUGGCGACGGCUCCGAUGAGAGAGAAGAAAACUGCCAAAGCCCUACACGUGGACCCUGUGCAGACGAGGAGUACAAAUGCAGUAAUCGACAAUGUAUUCCUCUUCAGUACGCCUGCGAUGAUUAUGACGACUGCGGGGACCAGUCGGAUGAAUUAGGAUGUCAUCAACACAGCGCACGCUCUUGCAGUGACCACGUAUGUGAACACAACUGUACUGACCUGACCGAUGGAGGCUUCUUGUGCUCUUGCAUGCCAGGCUACCAAGCCCGAAGUGGCCAGCGACACACCUGUGAAGAUAUCAACGAGUGUGAGGUGUAUGGAAUUUGUCCACAAGAGUGCAAAAACACAAAGGGAAGCUAUGAGUGUUUCUGCGCUGAGGGCUUUGACUCCUUUAGCGAGCCACAUGGAACCCAGUGUGCUGCUAGAGGAAAUCCACCAGUGCUUCUGCUGCCGGAUAACGUCCGUAUCCGCCGUUUCAACCUUUCAUCGGAGCAGUAUUCGGACUACGUGGACAAUGCUGAGCAUAUUCAAGCUCUAGACUACUUGUGGGAUCCAGACAAACAAGGCCUUAGUAUUGUGUACUGGACAGUCGUGGGACGAGGGUCAGAGUUUGGGUCCAUCAAACGGGCCUACAUGACCACCUUCAGUGAUAAUGGCAACAACCCGGUCAGAGACAUGGACCUCAACUUGAAAUAUGUGGCUAAUCCCGAUGGCAUCGCUGUUGACUGGGUUGGCGGCCACAUUUACUGGACUGAUGCCGGCACCAAUCGCAUUGAAGUGGCCAAAUUGGAUGGACGUUACAGGAAGUGGUUGAUCCACACUGACCUCGACCAGCCGGCUGCUAUCGUUGUCAAUCCAGCCCUCGGAACAAUGUACUGGACGGACUGGGGCAGAAGACCCAAAAUAGAGUCAGCGUGGAUGGAUGGCCAAAGCAGACAGGUGCUGGUCGGUGAAGAAGACUUGGGCUGGCCGACUGGAUUGGCUCUGGACUAUUUGAAUGCACACAGGAUCUACUGGUGUGACUCCAAGGAAAACAUCAUUGGGUCCAUGAAGCCUGAUGGCACAGACAGAAAUAUAAUUAUAUCUGGAGACAUUGGCAAUCCCUUUAGUUUGGACCUUUUUGAGGGCCAUGUGUACUGGACAACAAAGGAAAAAGGAGAAGUGUGGAAAACAAAUAAGUUUGGCAAAGGAAACAAAGUCAAAGUAUUAACCAUCAACCCCUGGUUGACCCAGGUCCGCAUUUACCAGGAGCACCGACACAACCACUCAGUACCCAAUCCUUGUAAAAGCGUGUGCAGUCACCUGUGUCUCCUCCGCCCUGGUGGCUACACUUGUGCCUGUCCGCAAGGUUCCUCCACAUUGGAUUUCCAUUCACGUGAAUGUGACGCAGCCAUUGAGGCGCCUGUUGCAAUGCCUCUUGCGUGCAGAUGUAUGAAUGGUGGGACCUGCUACACAGAUGAAGGUGGUCUACCCAAUUGCAAAUGCCCUUAUGGUUAUUUGGGUAGCUACUGUGAAAUGGGCCAGUCACGAAGCGCUCCAACUGGAACAGCUGUGGCAGUUCUACUGUCAGUCAUCAUCAUAAUAAUUACUGGAGCUUUGGCAGUCGGUGUCUUUCUCAACUACAAACGAACUGGAUCCUUCAUCCCUUCUAUGCCCAAACUGCCCAGCCUCAGCAGUCUGGUGAAGUCGAGUGAUACAGGGAACGGAGUGAUGUUUCACUCUGGUGAUAAUGUGGAUUUCGGACCGACGCACAUUGGAGUGUCAUUUAUUGAUACCGUGCAGAUGGAUGAUCAUUUUGCCAUGGAAGCAGCGAGGCAUCCCGUUACCUUUGAAAACCCGUUGUACGCCAACACAGCCGACUUGGCCGGCGAUCCAGCUGUCAUUCACGCCUCGCAGGUGACUGUUAAUGUAAGUGGGGAGAAAUUACAAAACAACUUUGUGAACCCGGUAUUUCACGCAGAGCAGAGCGGGGGCCUCGUGAACACGUCAGCUGUUGCGACCAAACCUGUACAGGAGUCAAAAUGGAGUGCAUUCAAGCGCAAAAUGAAGCCUGAAAACCAGUCCUACUCCAAGAUGAGGGACGAUAAGUGUGAAGGAAGCAGAGGCGCAGACAGCUCGAGAGCUGAGCGUCCACCCCCCAAACCUCAAAGGAGGGACCAUCAUCACCAUCAUCAUCAUCCGAGCACCUUUUCACCGACUGAGGACAGUUUCAAAGACACAGCCACGCUCGUUAAAGAGGACAGUGACGUAUAACCCCGCCACCGCUGACGGGAUCUCACUUUGCACAGAACUUAUUUUUUUAUGCAGCCCACGGGUGUGGAGGGGGGUCUAAUUUCUAUAUACAUAAAUAUAUAAAAUACAGUGGUCCUAAUUAAAAAAACUCGACAUGUUUUUGGAUGAAUGUUUUUUUUUUUUUUUCUAAGAUUUGAGAUGCGAGUGUUGCGUACAAGCCGUGGAACAAAAGCAGCUCGUAUCUCAGGGCACCACUGUACAUUUCGACUGAAUAAGGAAAAUGAAAGUCUAUGCCUUGUGACAUUACAUAUGCCAAUUCUUGUGUAUUUUUCUUUAUUGUGAUGUACAAUUUGUAUAUCUUUGCACUGACGCUGCUGAUAUAGAUGUCGAUAAAUAUGUUGUAUAUUUGUAAAUUUGAACCAUAAGAUUUGGAGCUAGCCUACGUGGUAGUUGUGCAUUUAUACACAUUGUAAAAGCUGAGCGGAAUUGCGCAAUGUACAGUACUUCGAUCGUCACGAGAGGAAAAAUCUGAUUUUCUGCCUUUGCCAUAUGAUACAUAUAAAUAAUCUAUAUAUACACAUCUCAAUAACUUCAGGGUGAUUGGAAUGAAUUUAUCAAACAUGCAGUUUAAACCUAUGUGUUUUUUAAUCAUUUUUUUACUUUGAUGAUUGAUCUGACUUUGUGACUGAAUCACUGUGAUCAUGUCUUUUCCUAUCAGUAAUGAUAUGAGAACAUACUUGAACAUGCGUGCGCAUGGAUGUUAAUUUAUGUCAAUUAUCGAAAAGAGCCACACACGACCUAAGAAUGCAGACGAAUCAUUUUGUAUACGUGAAAGCGUUUCAUAUCAAUGAUUACCAAUAAAUUUCUUUUUCUAAUCAUUUACAAUACGCCCAUAUGGUUUAAAUCGCCAUAAAUAAAUGUAUUUUGAGACAAAAGUCUUCCAAGCUUUAAGUUUCUUUUCAUUACUUCCUCGUGGAUUCAGGUGAAGGCAGAAGAAUGCUGAUGACUAAAUCGGACACAAAAGAGGGAAGGUAGGACAACGGGAUCCAGACCAGUUUGGCGUCCCAGCCCGCGCUAUAACGCGUACGGGGGUACCGAGCGAUCAAGGCGUGCUCCAUGCAGUUGGUCACUGUGGAGAUGUGAGGACUGCAAAGGAGGUU
Corythoichthys intestinalis (scribbled pipefish) is the source of this 15230-nucleotide messenger RNA. RefSeq names its product low density lipoprotein receptor-related protein 2a (gene lrp2a). Gene Ontology annotation, molecular function: calcium ion binding; hormone binding; protein binding. Gene Ontology annotation, cellular component: signaling receptor complex; plasma membrane; apical plasma membrane. Bases 124 to 14091 code for a protein of 4655 amino acids. The transcript has 78 exons. Gene Ontology annotation, biological process: receptor-mediated endocytosis. NCBI's taxonomy places the organism in Eukaryota, Metazoa, Chordata, Actinopteri, Syngnathiformes, Syngnathidae. The record is from RefSeq and is a predicted model, not a curated record.